CUGCUCCGUGUCCUCAGCCUCCUCAGCUCAGAUUACUGGAAUAUUCCGACAUUCACACACACACACACACACACACACACACACACACACACUUUGAUUCAGAACAUUGAUGAUAAAGCGUUCACUCUGAUUGAUCAGACUCAGUGAAGUGUGUGUGUGUGUGUUUGGACAGUUGUGGACAGUUUGUCAGUGAUGACAGGGACAGACGAGCUGGACAGUGGAUUUCCUGACAUCAUGAUGUGUGUGAGUGAACACGUAAAGUGGCUUCAGACCAGAUAACAUUUCAAAUUCAACACAACACACACUGAGACAGAGCGAGUUGUGAUCUCGUGUGGAAAAACGUCAGAUGGCGGAGGAACAUGAACUCUCCAGGGCGUCAGAAUUCAUCAAAGACCGACUGUACUUUGCCACGCUUCGUGUCAAACCGAAGAACACGGCAAACACACACUACUUCAGCACAGACGAGGAGUUCAACUACGAGAGUUUCUACUCUGACUUUGGUCCCCUCAACCUGGCCAUGCUGUACAGAUACUGCUGCAGACUCAACAAGAAGCUCAAGUCCUUCACCACGUCCAGGAAGGCGCUGGUCCACUUCACCAGUUAUGACCAGAAGAAAAGAGCCAAUGCUGCCGUCCUCAUUGGAGCCUUUGCUGUCAUCUAUUUGAGAAGAAGUCCAGAGGAGGCGUACGAGACUCUUCUCUCAGGAAGCCAAACAGGCUACCUGUCGUUCAGGGACGCAGCGGUGGGAGAAUGUUCCUUUAAUCUCUCCGUGCUCGACUGCCUACAAGCCAUUCGCAAGGCGUCGCAGUACGGUUUCCUGGACUUUGAGAGCUUUAACGUUGACGAAUAUGAACAUUAUGAGCGUGUAGAAAACGGGGACAUGAACUGGAUCGUUCCGGGGAAGUUGUUGGCGUUCAGCAGUCCUCACCCUCGCAGUAAGAUAGAGAACGGUUACCCUCUCCACGCGCCUGAGGCCUACUUCCCAUACUUUCGCCAAAACGGCGUCAAGGCCGUGGUCCGCCUAAACAGGAAGUUGUACGACGGCAGGCGGUUCGAGAACGCCGGGUUUGACCACCACGACCUCUUCUUCCUGGACGGGACGACGCCCACCGACCUCAUCACCAGACGCUUCCUGCACGUGUGUGAGAGUACAGAAGGAGGCGUGGCUGUGCACUGUAAAGCCGGCCUGGGCCGCACAGGCACUCUCAUCGGCUGCUACUUGAUGAAGCACUUCCGCUUCACUGCGGCUGAAGCCAUCGCCUGGAUCAGAAUCUGUAGACCCGGAUCCAUCAUUGGUCCACAACAGAACUUCUUAGAGGAGAAACAGCACAGUAUGUGGGUCCAGGGUGACGUCCAUCGCUCCAAACAGAAGCUUGUUCAGCAGAGACUGAGUCGACGGCAGCAGCUUCAGCAGCAGCGUCAACAUCAGCAUCAGCAGCAGAUUUGCGGCCCUGACUCUGACGAAGGCAAACAGGACGCCAUGUCCCGCCUCUUCUCAAGCAUGGGCGACCUGUCACUCAACACCACGCUCCACAAAUCCUACAGCAUGGACGAGAAUAACUGUAAAGACAGCAGUCUGACUCAGGGAGACAAACUGAGAGCACUGAAAGGACAGAGAUCACAGUCACCGUCUUCAAGGUUAAACCUUUCAAAGUCCUCUCACUGCUCCAUCCUUCCACCGGCUAAGACUACGAAAGUCCCGCUCUCCUUCUCAUCCUCCUCUUCCUCCUCUUCAUCUAAGAAGCUUGUGCGAAGCUCCUCCUCCUCCAUCCCUUACAUCAAGAGUCCUUUCAGCCUCAGUCUGUUCAGUUCCAGACCUGCUGUCAUUCACUGAGUGAAGUGAAAACAGGCGUCCGGCAACAUCGCGUCAGUGAAACAAAAGCAUGUGACUCUGAACUGCAGCUGCAUCUUUCAUUUAAAGCUUAAUUUACUUAACCUUUCUGAGCAAAAACAGCUAAUUAUUUAAGUAUGAACACUUUGUGUACAAAUGUAAUUUAUCAAAUCAAGAAACUUGGGAUCAAGUGGUAAUAAAAACUUAAUAAAACCAAUGUGCUUGGUUACCACAA
This is a messenger RNA of Solea senegalensis (Senegalese sole), 2066 nucleotides long. RefSeq names its product dual specificity protein phosphatase CDC14AB-like. Bases 347 to 1834 code for a protein of 495 amino acids. Gene Ontology annotation, molecular function: protein serine/threonine phosphatase activity; protein tyrosine/serine/threonine phosphatase activity. Gene Ontology annotation, biological process: positive regulation of cytokinesis; protein dephosphorylation; microtubule cytoskeleton organization. The transcript has 14 exons. The record is from RefSeq and is a predicted model, not a curated record. NCBI's taxonomy places the organism in Eukaryota, Metazoa, Chordata, Actinopteri, Pleuronectiformes, Soleidae. Gene Ontology annotation, cellular component: nucleolus; centrosome; spindle pole.